UGUGACAUAGGCACCAGGUGCCAGGGAGAGCUAACCCCAAAGAAUGGAGUUCCUAGCUCCCCAGGGGGGCGGCAACGCCACCCCUUAGACAAAGUCCAGUCUUCUGGAAACUUUCACCAGCUGGCCCCACUGCUGCUGCUGGGUGUGCUGAGGGCCAGCCUGAGCCAGAGGACGUCGGCAGCAUUAGGGGUGACGAGGAGUCAGGGAAACCAGAGUGGCAGGAAAUCAGGAUGCUUGCAGAAUCCCUGAUUUAGGUUUAAGAGAGCAAAAGUCUGUAACAGAAGACCUCCUCCUGGCUGAAGGAGCACCAAGGGCAAGGCUCAGACAGAAAUCUAGGUUCCUCAUUGCUGAAGUGCCUUGUGAAACUCAGCCCAGAAGAACCCUCACUGGUCUACGGGCUGCGUCUUCCUCCCUUAGCCCACCCAAAUAGUUGCCGCUGUCCCUCAGCACCCAAGAGGCAGCUCUGAUUCUCCAUCCCUAUACAUCCCUCAUCAAUGGCUGACUGCAAAGUGAGAGGCCAAGUUUAGACCCAAGCUGCUGCCCAAACCCUCAGAAAGCCUAGUGCUGCGGGAUUGGGGGGUCUCCUUGUCCUGCCACCAACAGCCGCACCAACACUAGGCUGCAGCCACACUAGUGCACCGAAGGCCCUGAUUUCUCAACCAGGUCUGGCCUCAGAGAUACUGGUCCUAUUUCUGCCAGGUCACUCGUCUCUGGUCUUGAGGCCCCAAUCCCUUCUGAAUUCAAGGCAAUGUUGCCUCAAAACAAGGACCAGGUGCUGCUACAGAACACAGUACCCCCUGGGCACCCUCCUCUGCGCCCCUCGCCUCUUGUGGACUCACCACCCAGCAACCUACAGCCUCUGUCUCCCCAGCCACCACCCUCUCCCUCCCACCCCCCUUACUCCCCUCCCCCACAGUCCCACUCUCCUGGCUCCCAUUUCUACUCUUCUGACUCCAAUUCUGACUUUAUCCUACACCCUUACUCUUCCUCUCUCCCAAGCUCCCCCAGUUUCUUUCAUCAGAAUUACCUCUCUCUCUCCUUCCCACCCUCUUCCUCUGCCUCCCACCGGCUAUAUCCCUCCCCUGCUCUCACUCAUUCCUCCUCCCCCUCUCAGCUGCGGAACACCUCUCUUCCCCAGUCUCAUAGCCAGUCGGCUUCCCACCCAGGAGACUGCCCUAGCUCCUCUGUCACUUCCCGGACCCCCAGCCUACCUUCUGGUGGGGUCCACUUGAACAGGCAGACAUGGCCCUGGCAUCAGUACGGGGACACCGGGCCCCCUGGGGCAGUGGGGGAAUGCGUGGCAAGCGAGAGGGACCCUGCAGAGUUCAGGGACCCGGGGGCCCUGGCCCAGGCCCUCGUGGUCCAUCUGGGGCACCGCCGCAUUGCACACGACCUGCGGCUACUGCUUCUGCAGCGCCUGUGGCUAGGCAAAACUGGCCAGGCCCCAGUUGUAGAAUAUCCUAUAUGCCUGGUGUGUCUCAAGCCCCGCAGCCCUUCUUGCCCCAUCCCCAGGUACAGGACUGGACCCCGGCUGCUUGCCUUUCCCCAGCUACUGCCCUGUGCACAGGGCCAGGAAUCCGGACCACUCCGCAUAGGCAUUGGUUUUGGCCUCCGCCUGCCUCGGGGCCAGGCCAGGGCCUUGCAUCUGUUGCCAGAAAGAAGGCCAGAGGAAGCAAGGCCUCAGGGCGAGGCCACUCAGGCCCAUGGAUAUCAAACUUGGGCAUCCCAGGCUCCAGCAGCUCAAGCACCAGUGGCUCGGCCUCGGGUACGGGCAGAUCCAGCCCCUGGCACACAGUCCCAGACCGAGAGCCUCAGAUCUACAGGCCCUCGAUUUCCAAACUCUACAUGCUUUUCAGGGCCUCUACCUCAGGCACCCAAACAGGCCACUGUCUCCCUGAAGCGCAGGCCUUCCUCUGCCCCCAAGUGGCCUGCCUCUCCAGAACCCAUUCUCCAAAAGUCACCACCCUAGUUCCAGAGCCUAGGAGGCUACUUGGAGCGCCUCCUCUGAACCCUGCUGCCCCUACCCGGCCCCAGAUCUCGGGGAGCCCUCGAGACACCCUGAAGGGCUGGCUGGCAGGAGGUCAGGUGUGUUCUCCAGCCUUGAACCCUGGGAGCCCCUUAUGGAGUCUGCUCUCUCCUGGCUGAAGAGGAUGAAGGAUCCCUGAAACCCCAUUCAGCCUUCAUUGUAUCAAUAAAGCCUGACCCUGUAAAACU
Molecule: messenger RNA, 2214 nt
Organism: Canis lupus familiaris (dog)
Lineage: Eukaryota; Metazoa; Chordata; Mammalia; Carnivora; Canidae
Gene: PRR30
Product: proline rich 30
Exons: 3
Coding region: 749-1969 (406 amino acids)
Source: RefSeq, a predicted model, not a curated record